AGUUCGGAUUCUCACCAUUCUCGCGUGCGCAUCGACGCUACGCUAACGCGUCGCACCGCCAGCCACGCCGAUUCAUACGGCCACGUCACUUUCGCCCCCCUUCUCCGCAUUCUGUUUUCUACUAUUCGCUAGUAUACUGCUACUAGUUCUUCUUCUUCUUCUUCUGUCUGAUCCACCAGCAAGGUUAGGUUAGGCUUCUUCUUGAGCAAGCGAUUCGGGGUAGUUGAGCUGGUUGCAACCCCGCUUUGUUGAUUCGUUCUUUGGCGGCAAAUUCGAUAUUCUGUUUCGCUCCCCCCUGGGUUUCUGCUUGGAAUUUAGGGGGUCACGAGAGCAAACCACGCGGUCCCGUUCUUGAAUUGCUGGAGAGGGGUGGGGAAGAAAGAUCGGGGGAAGAGGGGACGCGAGCUCAGCGGGCUUUGGUGCUUAAGUUCUUUCGGGUUUGUGUUCUUGUGAAGUUCCUCUGGCAUGGGGACGAGGAGGAGGAGGAAUCCGGUGAUAUUCUUGUUCUUGUGGUUCGUCAUGGCGUUUGAGCUGUGUGCAUCUCUGAAUCAUGAAGGUGUCGCUCUUAUGAGGUUUAAAGAGAUGAUUGAUGCUGACCCAUUUGAUGCUCUGUUGGAUUGGGAUGAAGGGAACGCCAGCCCCUGUUCUUGGUUCGGUGUGGAGUGCUCGGAUGAUGGUCGAGUUGUGGCCCUGAACUUACCAAAUCUUGGUCUAAAGGGUAUGCUACCUCAGGAGAUUGGAACACUUGCCCAUAUGCGUUCCAUCAUUCUACACAAUAACUCUUUCUAUGGAAUCAUCCCCACAGAGAUGAAAUAUUUACAUGAGUUAAAGGUGUUGGAUCUAGGAUACAAUACUUUCAGCGGACCAUUUCCAUCGGAGCUAAGAAAUAUUUUAUCCCUGAAAUUUCUCUUUCUCGAAGGCAACAAACUUUCUGGCAGUUUGCCAAUUGAAUAUGAGCUCGCCUCGAUGGACCAGACUUCUUUAAAUAAGAUAUCUACAGAAAGUAGGAACGAAGAGAAUGCCACAAGAAGAAAACUUCUAGCAAGCAAACAAAAACGUUCCCAAAAGAACAGGAUGCUUUUGUCUGGAACAUCUGAAUCACCACUGGAAAAUGUUACAAUGCCAAAGUCUCACCCUGAUAAUAUAACAGUGCCACAUCGUCCCGUAGCUCCUCGAUCAAGUUCUCCACAGCCGCCACUCCCUUCCGAACCCAUUCCCUCCCCUGCCCCUUCUAUGCCCUCCCCUGCCCCUUCUGUAUCCACCACUACAAACGGAACUUCAGGCCAAGAAAACAAGAGCAAGACAGCAAUAUAUGCAUCCAUCGGAGGAGUGGCCUGCUUGGUGGUUGUGGCCAUGUCAGCUGCACUCAUCCUUUGUUACCGGCACAGGAAGACUAGUACUGUGGUACCUUUUUCUCCAACAGCAAGUGGGCAAUUACAUACUGCUACUUUGGGAGGAAUAACUAAAUUCAAACGCUCAGAGCUUGAAACAGCCUGUGAAGGUUUCAGCAACAUAAUUGACACACUACCUAGAUUCACAUUGUAUAAAGGAACUCUCCCGUGUGGAGCAGAAAUAGCUGCUGUGUCUACAUUGGUGACUUACGCAAGUGGGUGGACAACUGUAGCUGAAGCACAAUUCAAGGAUAAGGUUGAAGUCUUAUCAAAAGUGAGCCAUAAGAAUUUAAUGAACCUUGUGGGUUACUGUGAAGAUGAAGAACCAUUCACUCGGAUGAUGGUGUUUGAGUAUGUUUCAAAUGGAACACUGUUUGAACACUUGCAUGUUAAAGAAGCAGACCAAUUAGACUGGCAGUCAUGCUUACGGAUAGCGAUGGGAGUGAUGUACUGUCUGAACUACAUGCAACAGCUGAACCCUCCUGUACUGCUGAGAGACCUAAGUACUUCUUGCAUAUACUUGACUGAAGACAAUGCUGCAAAGGUUUCCGACAUCAGUUUUUGGGGUGAUAAAAAAGAAGACGAAAAAUCUGAGGCUUCUGAUGAGCACAUCACAGUUUAUAAGUUUGCUUUGCUUCUGCUUGAGACAAUCUCUGGAAGGCGCCCAUAUUCUGAUGAUUAUGGCCUCCUUAUUCUUUGGGCACAUAGAUACCUCAUUGGUGACAAACCCCUGAUGGACAUGGUUGACCCCACACUCAAAUCAGUCCCUGAGGAGCAAGUCAGAGAACUCACAAAGCUGGUGAAAUUAUGCUUAAGUGAAGAUCCCAUGGAGAGGCCAACGGUGGCAGAGGUAACCGCAUGGAUGCAAGAGAUCACUGGGAUUUCUGAAGAAGAGGCGAUUCCAAAAAAUAGUCCGUUGUGGUGGGCUGAACUUGAGAUCAUCACAUCAUAAAAAGCCAGUUCAUUGCGCAAUAUUAUUGCUGCGGCAACGGUGUCCAUUCUUGCCUAGAUCACAGCAAAUUGUACAGUCGUUUAGGACCCAUUUUGGGCAGGCAAUUCAGUUGUACAGAUAUGCCUGCACUGCUCACACCCAUUCUUUCAUUCUUUGGUUCAUGAAACACACAUAAUCUCUGAAGUCCACUAAACAGUUGUGACGAAAGCGAGGAGUAUAAAUUUUCUACUAGUUUCUACACACAAUUCCUGCA
Molecule: messenger RNA, 2596 nt
Organism: Oryza sativa Japonica Group (Japanese rice)
Lineage: Eukaryota; Viridiplantae; Streptophyta; Magnoliopsida; Poales; Poaceae
Product: protein MALE DISCOVERER 2
Biological process (GO): protein phosphorylation
Molecular function (GO): protein kinase activity; ATP binding; protein binding
Source: RefSeq, a predicted model, not a curated record